AUGCGCAACCGCCUUUUGCAUGUUGCUAACAGCAUUCAACAGUGGACGAAACCGCUCAAAUUGACCUCUACGGUCCUCAGCCUUGGACACGACGCUUCGAAAGAAGAUAUCCGAAAGGCUUACCGCAAAGCAGCGCUAUCAAGCCAUCCGGACAAGGUCCCUGAAGCGGAGAGGGAGACGGCUGAGAUCAAAUUCAAAGCAGUACAGCAAGCCUACGAUAUCCUGUACGAUGAGGACAAGCGUCACUUGUACGACACACAUGGCAUGUCCGCCUUUGAUGGCUCAGGGAAUGCAGGUAUGGGAGGUGGACCUGACUUGGAUGAUAUCCUAGCCCAGAUGUUUGGCGGCAUGGGAGGCAUGGGGGGAAUGGGCGAUAUGCCUGGGUUUGGCCCCGGAGGACGCCCCAACAAACCUAGGAAGAGCCCCAAUGAAGAGACAAAAUACGAAGUCACCCUGGAAGAUCUUUACAAGGGAAAGACUGUCAAGUUUGCCAGUACCAAGAACGUGAUCUGCGGGCUGUGCAACGGCAGAGGAGGCAAAGAGAAAGCCACAGCAAAGGAAUGCUCUUCUUGUGAAGGACGAGGACAAAAAACCGUUCUUACUCGUCUUGGGCCAAUGCUAACCCAAUCUACCGUCCCGUGCACUGUAUGCGAGGGCCAGGGUAAAUUCUUCAGCCCUAAAGACAAGUGCAAGAAAUGCAAGGGGAAAAAGGUGACCGAGGAAAGGAAAAUGUUGGAGAUAUAUAUUCCCCGAGGAGCCAAGGAGGGAGACAGAGUCACAUUAGAGGGCGAAGCCGAUCAAGUACCUGACCAGGAACCGGGUGACAUAAUUUUCCACCUUGAAGAGGUCGAACACCCUGUAUUCCGUCGGGCUGGGCCCGACCUGACUGCAGACCUUCAAGUCACACUUGCCGAAGCCUUGGCCGGUUUCUCCCGGGUUGUCGUCAAACACUUGGACGGACGAGGCAUUGAAAUCACGCACCCAAGAACGCCAGGCGAAGUCCUAUCUCCCGGUCAGGUCCUGAAGAUCCCAGGAGAGGGGAUGCCACACAAGAGAAGCGACGCUCAAGGUGACCUAUACCUGGUCGUCGAUAUCAAGUUCCCCGACGAGACAUGGGCGCCCAGUCCAGCCGUGUUGGAGAAGUUGAAGGAAAUUCUCCCCAAACCAGAGCCUCCGAUCGAAGCCGAGACUGUGGAUGAGGUAGACUACGAAUCCAAUGCCGAUAUUGAAGAGUUUGGCCAGGGCGACCCUCGUGGCGGCGGUGGAUGGGAUGAAGAGGACGGAGAGGGCGAGACCGCGCAGUGCGCUACGCAAUAA
This is a messenger RNA of Talaromyces rugulosus, 1317 nucleotides long. RefSeq lists its product as uncharacterized. Gene Ontology annotation, biological process: protein refolding. The record is from RefSeq and is a predicted model, not a curated record. Gene Ontology annotation, molecular function: Hsp70 protein binding. The transcript is spliced from 5 exons. NCBI's taxonomy places the organism in Eukaryota, Fungi, Ascomycota, Eurotiomycetes, Eurotiales, Trichocomaceae. Gene Ontology annotation, cellular component: cytoplasm. Bases 1 to 1317 code for a protein of 438 amino acids.